AUGGCGAUUGGACCAGAAUUUGGUUUCGUAAUAGGUCUUUUCAAUUUCCUAUUGACUCGUAUAGGUAACGACGUCUUUAGAAGGAUCCAUGAAUUGAGGAAAUAUAAGAGGAAACUGGACGCGCUAGAAAUGACAAUCUCGACGGCGCAGGGAAAUUUUAAAGAUGUGGACCCCUUCCUUUUGAAGGGCAGAGUUAAAAUUGUAGCACAAGAUCGGUUGGAUACCUUUACUAAGCUUUGCUAUGAGGCUGAAGAUCUGAUGGACGAUAUAAUGAAUAUAAUGUGUAAGCCCGGCUGGUGUGAGAAGCACAAUUUUGUAAUAAAGUUUAUAUUUGGAAAAAAGUUCUGGAAAAUUAGAAAGCUGCAAGAAAAGCUCGAUGAGAUAAUAGCCCAAUUGAAGAUGCUAACAGAUGAAUCAGAAAAAAAAGAUAAAGGAAAACAGCCUGAUUGGGGGGGGGGAGCAGCUCAACAAGUUGGUAUGCAUGGAGUUGGAAAGACGGCGCUUGCUUUGGAUAUCCUAGAUGACCCAAGAAUUAUUGACAAAUUUGAGACAUCAAUUGUCGAUGUGGAAGAUGGCAUCUUCGAUUGUAAACGUAGUAUCAAUGAGUUGUUGAAUUGCAAGAAAAAAGCGUUAGAGAACAAGAAAACCAUGUUACUGAUCAUGUUUGACAGAUUGUUGAACAUACCGAACUUUGAUUGGGAUGAUUUCUUGUCUAAAAGACGUGAAAUGGAAAACAUAACAAUAAAGAUCCUCGUCACCACUCUGAGUCCAGGAGUUUCAGAAACAUUAGGCACAGUUACAUAUACUCUCAAGCCCUUGCUGAAGGAAGACUGCCAAAAAGUGAUUGUGCAAAAAGGAAAAGAUUAUGACAAGGAACGGCUCCGAUUUCUAGAACGUAAUGCUAAGAUCAUGGCAAAUUAUUGUGAAGGUCUGCCUGGGGCUGCUAGGUUCCUUGGAAUUAUUCUAGGUAAAUGCAAAAUAGCAGAAUGGACCCCAGUCAACUUGUGGGAUCUGCAAGAAUUCAGAAACGACAUUUAUCCGAUCUUGAGUUUGGAAUAUUCAGAUAAGCAACAUCAUCUGAGUAGAUGUCUUGCUUAUUUUGCGCUCUUUCCUGAAGAAUAUGAUUAUAAUGUCGACGACUUGGUCCAACUUUGGGCAGCGGAAGGGUUCGUUGAGCAAGUUCAAGCAGGCAAAAUCUUAUUCAAUGAUAUAGUUCAAAGAUCAAUACUUCAACCUUCCGAUGAGCAAAAUUCAAUAUAUAAGUUGCACAAAUUCAACCAUUAUUUAUCAAAAUUAGCCACUUCAAGUAUAUUUCUGCUGCUUCCUCCAGGUUCGUCUACGUCUCUUCUCAUAGAAAGUGUUCGUCAUUUGUCAUUGUUGUGUGACAUUGACGAACCUUUAUUGGAGAAACUUGCCAAAUGUAAGCGCCUCAGAACGUUGCUUUCCUUGUCCAAUCGAAAAACUGAUCUAAAUGUAAAAAUACCUCCCAAUCUUUUUAAGAAACUAAAAUAUCUUCGAGUAUUGGCCUUGAAUAGAAUCAAUAUUGACAAUAUACCAGAUGCCAUAUAUAACUUGGAACACCUUCGACUUUUGGAUAUCUCUUAUACCCUUAUAGAAACAUUACCUGAUGAACUGUGUGAGCUUCACAACUUGCAAUUUCUCAAAAUCAAAGACACCAAAUUACGUCAAUUACCAAAAGAUUUUAAAAAAUUGACUGAUUUGCGAUAUGUUGAUUGGGAAAUAGCAGACAUAAGGAAGAUGAAUAUGCAGCCUGGAAACAUUGGAACUCUUUCUCAUCUUGAGACCCUUCCUUUGUUUCGUGUGAGUAAAGAACCAGAGUUUGCUAUAAAACAGUUGGGGAAUAUGAACAGUCUUCAGGGUUCAAUUUCCAUAACAGGUCUUGAAAAUGUCGAAAGUGAGGAAAAAUCUAAAGAAGCCAAGUUGUGUGGAAAGGAUAAACUGAAAAGGAUAGAGCUAGAAUGGACAAAACGUAGUUCAGUUUGUGAACAGGUUCUCAAUGGCCAAAACCUCAUGAUAACUUGA
This is a messenger RNA of Beta vulgaris subsp. vulgaris (sugar beet), 2043 nucleotides long. Its product is annotated as putative disease resistance RPP13-like protein 1. The record is from RefSeq and is a predicted model, not a curated record. Gene Ontology annotation, molecular function: ADP binding. Gene Ontology annotation, biological process: defense response to other organism. The coding region runs from base 1 to 2043 and encodes 680 amino acids. NCBI's taxonomy places the organism in Eukaryota, Viridiplantae, Streptophyta, Magnoliopsida, Caryophyllales, Amaranthaceae. The transcript has 2 exons.